This is a messenger RNA of Oncorhynchus nerka (sockeye salmon), 2602 nucleotides long. It is a transcript of the gene aqp8b, whose product is annotated as aquaporin 8b. The record is from RefSeq and is a predicted model, not a curated record. Gene Ontology annotation, molecular function: water channel activity. Bases 173 to 952 code for a protein of 259 amino acids. Gene Ontology annotation, biological process: transmembrane transport; water transport. NCBI's taxonomy places the organism in Eukaryota, Metazoa, Chordata, Actinopteri, Salmoniformes, Salmonidae. Gene Ontology annotation, cellular component: plasma membrane. The transcript is spliced from 5 exons.
AAGUGAUUAGCAACGCAGGUAGAUAUUUGGACACACACCUGCGGACAUUAUCGCCAGUGCUUCACUGUAUCUCUAUAUACAAAGACUCCUCUCUCUCAUCUAUUUUCCCUCCAAACUCCUCCAUUCUCUCUCUCCUCUAUUCUCACUCUAUCUCUCCAAACUCCUUUCCACUAUGACAGAAGGGACAAUGGAACUGGGUGACAUGGGGACAUCCCUGAUGGCAUCAGACUCUAAGAAAGCACCGGUCCAGCCUCCCAACAAGUUUGAGCGCCUGGUCCAGCCGUGUCUGGCUGAGCUGGUGGGGACCAUGUUCUUUGUGUUCAUCGGCUGUGUGUCGGUCAUAGAGAACGUGGAGGCAGCAGGGAGGCUGCAGCCAGCUCUGGUCCAUGGUCUGGCUGUGGCAGUCAUGGUGGCGUGCAUGGCAGAGAUCAGCGGCUCCCAUUUUAACCCACCGUUUACCAUUGCUAUCUACCUGUGUGGAGGCAUGAAGCUGAAUAUGGUGGGGCCCUACCUCAUCAGUCAGCUCAUAGGGGGUGUGCUAGGUGCUUCCAUGUCGAAGCUGAUGACCACAACAGAGAACUACUCCAAGGCCCAGGGGGCAGCGUUUGCCCUGCUGCAAUCACAAGAUCAGCUGUGGGGGGCUCUGUUUGGGGAGAUAGCCAUGACCUGCCUGGUCACCAUGGUGGUGCUGCUGGGGGCGGUCAACGCCAAGAGUAGCAGCCCCAUGGUUCCCUUCAUGGUGGGCUGUACUGUCAUCAUCAACAUCCUGGCUGGUGGAGAUGUGUCUGGAACCUGUCUGAACCCGGCCAGAGCCCUGGGUCCUGCUAUAGUGGCCAACUACUGGACCUACCACUGGGUUUACUGGGUAGGACCCAUCACUGGUGGACUGGUGGCUGCUGCACUGGUUAGACUACUGCUUGGAGACCGGAAGACACGUAUUCUCAUGAAGUAAUAUCACAUAUCGAGUUGACAGGUCUGAGAUUACCAUUGUUGUUACAUACGGUACCAGUCAAAAGUUUGGACACACCUACUCAUUCAAGGGUUUGUCUUUAUUUUUACUAUUUUCUACUUUGUAGAAUAAUAGUGAAGACAUCUAAACUAUGAAAUAACACAUGGAAUCAUGUCGUAGCCAAAAAAGUGUUAAACAUAUCAAAAUAUAUUUUAGAUUUUAGAUUCUUCAAAAUAGCCACCCUUUCCACACUCUUGGUAUUCUCCCAACCAGCUUCACCUGGAAUGCUUUUCCCACAUAUGCUGAGCACUUGUUGGCUGUUUUUCCUUCACUCUGCGGUCCAACUCUUCCCAAACCAUCUCAAUUGGGUUGAGGUCGGGGGACUGUGGAUGCCAGGUCAUCUGAUGCAGCACUCCAUCACUCUCCUUCUUGGUCCUGUUGAAAAACAAAUGAUAGUCCCACUAAGCACAAACCAGAUGGGAUGGCGAAUAACUGCAGAAUGCUGUGGUAGCCAUGCUGGUUAAGUGUGCCUUGAAAUCUAAAUAAGUCACCAGCAAAGCACCCCCACACCAUCACACCUCCUCCAUGAUUUACGGUGGGAGCCACACAUGCAGAGAUCAUUCAUUCACCUACUCUGUGUCUCACAAAGACAAAGCAGUUGGAACCAAAAAUCUCACAUUUGGACUCAUCAGACCAAAGGACAGAUUUCAACCGGUCUUAUGUCCAUUACUCAUGUUUCUUGGCCCAAGAAAGUUUCUUCAUCUUAUUGGUGUCCUUUAGUAGUGAUUUCUUUACAGAAAUUUGACCAUGAAGGCCUGAUUCACACUGUCUCUUCUGAACAGUUGAUGUUGAGAUGUGUCUGUUACUUGAACUCUGUGAAGCAUUUAUUUGGGCUGGAAUCUGAGGCUGGUAACUCUAAUGAAUUGAUCCUCUGCAGCAGAGGUAACUCUGGGUCUUCCUUUCCUGUAGCGGUCCUCAUGAGAGCCAGUUUCAUCUUAGCGCUUGAUGGUUUUUUCAUCCUGCACUUGAAGAAACUUUCACAGUUCUUGAAAUUUCCGGAUUGACUGACCUUCAUGUCUUAAAGUAAUGAUAGACGGUCCUUUCUCUUUGCUUAUUUGAGCUGUCCUUGCCAUAAUAUGGACUUGGUCUUUUACCAAAUACGGCUAUCUUCUGUAUACCAACCCUAUCAUGUCACAACACAACUGAUUGGCUCAAACGCAUUAAGAAGGAAAGAAAUUCCACAAAUGAAUGUUUAACAAGGCACACCUGUUAAUUGAAAUGCAUUCCAGGUGACUACCUCAUGAAGCUGGUUUAGAGAAUGCCAAGAGUGUGCAAAGCUGUCAUCAAGGCAAACGGUGGCUACUUUGAAAAAUCUCAAAUAUAAAAUAUAUUUUGAUUUGUUUAACACGUUUUUGGGUACUACAUGAUUCCAUAUGUGUUAUUUCAUAGUUUUGAUGUCUUCACUAUUAUUAUACCAUGUAGAAAAUAGUACAAAUAAAGAGAAAUUCUUAAAUGAGUAGGUGUGUCUAAACGUUUUACUGGUACUGUAUAUUAUCACCAUUAUUGUUAUUAUUAUCAUCAUUAUUGCUAUAUUAUCACCAUUGUUGUUGUAUAUAUUAUCACCAUAAUUGUUAUAUUAUCACCAUUGUUGUU